AUGGAUAGCGAUGAGUAUAAAAAAGAAGUUGAAGCAAAUGUAAAGGCAGAAAAACUUUUACAGUUGCAAAACCAAACCGUACAGUAUGAAAACUUAGCACAAGAAAGUAAAAAUAACGACGCAGCCAUGCAAAAGGCAAUGAAAAGCGCAGAAUAUAUAAAAGCUAACAAUGACUGGUUAGAUGCCCAAGCCAACGCCAAAGCAGCCCAACUUAUAGGGUCAAUAAGGACAAAAAUACAAGCGGAUGAAGACAGUUCAAAUGAAGCUUUAACAAAUGCUGACUUUAAGAACGCCUUCGAAGCUCUUCAUAGUAAGGUGAAACAAGUGAACGACUUCUCAUCUGGAAAGAAACUGAAGUCUGAAGGUUUCGACAAAGAGUUAAAAGAAGUAGCACAAAAUAUGACGAAAAUAACAGAUGCAGCAACGAGACAGGCAGUUCAAAGUGCCUAUGACGCCGUUAGAGCAACUGUUGUGAAAAGUCAAGAAAAAGAGUUACAACAGACCAAAACAGACCUAGUAAAUGCUUUCUUAAAAACGAAAAGUCAGGUAGGACAUUAUGCUGCAGAUGGAACAUAUGUGCCAGCUGGUGGAACUUAUAUACCAGCUGGUGGAACUUAUAUACUAGCUAGUGGAACUUAUAUACCACCAAACCCUCCAAGAGAAGCACCUGCACCAGGACUACCUAAAACAUUUACAUCGUCACAUGGACACAGACACAGGCAUGCACCAAAACCAACACAACAACCAACACAACAACCAACAGUUCAAAACACUGCACCACAACCAACAGUUCAAAACACUGCACCACAACCAACAGUUCAAAACACUGCACCACAACCAACAGUUCAAAACACUGCACAGCAACCAACAGUUCAAAACACUGCACAGCAACAACCAGAAACAGAGCAAGGACAUAAAAGAAGUAGAGAACAAGGAAACCAAGAAUUCUUAAAAAUGCUUAAAGAAGAGUGUGGUUUCCCAGAUACUGUUGACUUUAGUGACAGAUAUAAAGAAGCUAUU
Messenger RNA from Trichomonas vaginalis G3, 1020 nucleotides. RefSeq names its product kinase-related family. The record is from RefSeq and is a predicted model, not a curated record. The annotation marks the transcript as partial. NCBI's taxonomy places the organism in Eukaryota, Parabasalia, Trichomonadida, Trichomonadidae. The transcript has a single exon.